This is a messenger RNA of Ostreococcus tauri, 5217 nucleotides long. Its product is annotated as DNA-directed RNA pol I, largest subunit. Lineage: Eukaryota; Viridiplantae; Chlorophyta; Mamiellophyceae; Mamiellales; Bathycoccaceae. Gene Ontology annotation, cellular component: RNA polymerase I complex. Gene Ontology annotation, molecular function: DNA binding; DNA-directed RNA polymerase activity. Gene Ontology annotation, biological process: DNA-templated transcription. The record is from RefSeq and is a predicted model, not a curated record. The transcript has a single exon. Bases 1 to 5217 code for a protein of 1738 amino acids.
AUGUCGACGUCCAGGGAACCGCGCGUGGCGCGACAUCGCGUGCAACAGAGAGGGCUCGUGCAGAGGGAGAUCGCGAGCGCGUCGUUCUCGUUCUACGACGCGGACGAGGUGAGGAAGAUCAGCGUGAAGAGGAUCACGAACCCGACGCUAUUCGACGGGUUGAACAACGCCGUGCCGGAUGGAUUGUACGAUCCAGCGCUGGGGCCGACGGAUGCGAAGACGACGUGCGUGACGUGUAAGUACCCGGGAGGGAUGUGCGACGGACACUUCGGGCACAUCGAGUUGGUGGUACCGGUGUAUAACCCUUUGACGUUUGGGACCGUGGUGCGGUUGCUCAAGACGACGUGUUUUCAUUGUCAUCGUUUCAGGAUGCACGAGAGUCGGGUGCGGAGGUUUCGGGAGCGGUUGGAGAUGCUCAUGGACGGUGAUGUCGAGGGGGCAGAGAACGUGAUGCCAGAGAUUAGUAAGAAGGCGAAGAAGGAGAUGAGCGAGAUCUGGCAAGAGGUUGAGGACGACGGCGACGUCGAGGAGAUGGAUUUGGACAACAUUCACGACGUCCUGCCGAGGCUCAAGACGAAGGGAAAGAACGGUCCGGUAGCGUGGACGUCCGUAUCGUCUACCGCCGCGCGGGAGCUCAUCAAGGAGUUUUUGUCAAUUCAGCCAAAGAAGUGCGAAAACUGCAACGCCGUGAACCCGAAGGUGUCGACGGAGGGACACAAUAAGAUUUUCCGGGGUCAGAUCGCGAAACAAGCGCAUCUGAACAACCUAGCGAAUGGGAUCAAUAUAAAUGAGGACAUGCAGAGAUUGGCGCGUCAAGCAAGUGCGGAGAGCGCAGAUUCGCACGAGGGAGCGUCCAAGCUGGCAGGAGCGGAGGUCGAACCCAGGUUGAUUCCGGCAAAGAAAAAAGUGAGAAAGAGGCUCGGUGAAGGCGACGAGUCCGAUGAGUCGACCGACGACGAGGAUGGAUCUCGGGAUAAGACGAAAACAGGCGGUGCAGAGGGUGAAAACUCGGAGAGCACGUCAGAUGAUAGCGAUAACAGCGAUGCCGACGAGAUGUCCGUGGACGAGCGCGUGCCGGAGCAGACUAAACCGUUGUACAUCACUCCCAUCGAGGCUCGAGCGCUGCUCAAGCGCCUUUGGGGGAAUGAGUACGACUUUUGCUCUUUGAUCUGGGCCACGAACGGGCCCUCGAAGAAGUCCAAAGGGCUUAGUGAGCGUCGAAGUGACCCGUCCAGAUUUUUUGUUCAGACUCUGUUAGUGACACCGUCCAAGUUCCGACCGGCGAGUAAAAUGGGAGACAUGAUUUUUGAGCAUCCGCAAAACACAUCGCUCACGACCAUCAUACAGGCCAACUUGAGCCUCGCUGAGUUGUUUAGGACACCUCCGACAGUGCCAGAGCCGCCGGAAGUGCGCGCUGGAAGAGCCGUUCGCGCUUGGCUGGCACUUCAGUCGGGUAUAAACAGACUCAUUGAUGCAACGAAAGCCGACACGCAGGAGGCCAAGCAAGCGAUCGGGAUCCGGCAACAGCUAGAAAAGAAAGAAGGUCUUUUCCGUAUGAACAUGAUGGGAAAGCGCGUCAACUUCGCCGCGCGCUCGGUGAUUUCUCCUGACCCUUACUUGGGAACAAGCGAAAUCGGCGUUCCACCCGUCUUCGCCAAGAAACUAACGUUUCCCGAGCUCGUUACGCCUCACAACGUUGACUUGAUGCGAACCCUAGUGGAAAACGGUCCGGACAUUCACCCGGGCGCGAACGCGAUAGAAGAUGAGCGAGGUCGAGUAAUUCACCUUGAUAAGUUUACCGCCGAAAAGAGAGCGGCCAUCGCGAAGACCCUCUUGGCGACGACCGCCAGUGGAUCUGCCGACGGGCCAGCUCGUCCUCUCGCAAAGACGGUCUACAGGCACUUGCGGAAUGGCGACGUCAUGCUCGUCAAUCGUCAGCCAACGCUACACAAGCCGGGUAUUUUAGCGCACACGGCGCGUGUGCUUCCCGGGCAACGCGUCGUCCGUAUGCACUACUCAAACUGCUCCACAUUCAACGCUGAUUUUGACGGGGAUGAGAUCAACCUUCACUUUCCACAAGAUCAUCUUGGGCGCGCCGAGGCGUACGAGAUCAUGCACGGCGAUCGUCAGUUCACGGUACCGACGGAUGGCAAGCCGCUUCGAGGUUUGAUUCAGGAUCACAUUUGCUCCGGUCUCAUUCUCUCCAUGCGAGACAGAUUUUUAAACCGAUCAGAAUUCACGCAACUAUUGUACAGUGCGCUUGUUGAUUACUGUGGUGAGACUCACGGAACGAUAGAAGUUCCACCGCCAGCGUUGCUCAAGCCUCAGAGACUGUGGACGGGCAAGCAGCUGAUAGGUGCCGCAAUCACGCAUAUCACUCGCGGUCGACCGCCGAUGACGUUCAGCGCGCCUUGCAAAAUCCCCGGCACGUUCUUCGGCGGUGAAGACUCUGGAGAAGACCGCCUCGUUAUUCGGCGCAAUUAUUUCUGCACCGGUGUUGUUGAUAAGAACAUGUUCGGUAAGUACGGCCUUGUACACGCCGUCGCUGAGCUUCACGGGCGCUCCGUCGCUGGCGCUCUGUUGUCCAUCUUCACGAGACUUUUCACAACGUUCUUGCAAAAGCACGGAUUUACAUGCGGCAUAGAUGACUUGAUUCUCACUGAGCAAGCCGAACAGGAUCGUCUAGAUGAGCUCGAAAAGGCUGACGAGGCGUGUAAGACUGCCACUGCGGACGUUGCAGAGGCGACCGGGAAAUCAGACGAGCAAGUGAUGCGUGCAGUCGCGGCAAAACUGAGGGAGAACGCCGCUUGGGGCGCUCAGUUGGACAUGAAAGCUUCUGGUGCGCUGAACAAAGUGACAUCGGCGACGGUGAAAAAGUGUCUGCCGUUAGGGACUAAAAAAAUGUUCUCGAAGAACUGUCUGUCCCUCAUGACGAUUUCUGGUGCGAAGGGCUCUUUGGUGAACUUUUCGCAGAUCGCCGCUGCGUUGGGCCAGCAAGAGCUCGAAGGGCGUCGCGUUCCUCGAAUGCCGAGCGGGAAAACGCUUCCGUGCUUCGAAGCCUACGAUGUCAGUGCGCGAGCUAACGGCUACAUUGCGUGCCGUUUCUUCAGCGGUCUGGACCCGCCAGAGUACUUUUUCCACUGCAUGGCUGGGCGUGAAGGUCUCGUCGACACCGCUGUGAAAACCGCGCGCUCCGGUUACCUGCAGCGCUGCUUAGUGAAGAACCUUGAAUCACUGCGAGUGCACUACGAUUACACCGUCCGCGAUUGCGAUGGGAGUAUCGUGCAGUUCCAAUAUGGUGAAGACUCCGUCGACGUCACUCGUUCUGGAUAUUUGCAAAAAUUCGAGUUCCUCGCCGAAAACCCGGAGCUUAUCAUGCUCAACAACAAGUCAGCCAUCUCGACGUUGCCAACACUCAACAAGAAGAACGUCAAGGUUAUUGACGAAAUCAGCCGCAAGGAAGAUAUACCUAGAUUCGCGACUGAAAACUUUGGCAACCAACUGGGUGUCUUGCCCGAGAAGUUCAGCGUCGAACUCAAAACAUUCAUCGAUUCACGCCCGAAAGGAUACUGGGCCGACGAAAAGGGUGAUAUAAAGAAUGCUUCUCUCGCUGCCAAGUCUGGCGUCACGGCUGAAGAGUUUGCGACUCUGAUGAACAUGAUGUUCCUCAGCAACGUUGCGCCGCCCGGUGAAGCCGUCGGCGUUGUAGCGGCUCAGUCUGUCGGAGAACCUUCAACGCAGAUGACUUUGAACACGUUCCACUUCGCUGGUCGGGGCGAAGCAAACGUCACGCUCGGUAUCCCGCGUCUGCGCGAGCUUCUCAUGGCGGCAUCGAGGAAGUUGCUCACGCCUGUCAUGGUGCUUCCUUUGAGGAAAGGAUACAGAAGCAAGGAACACGCGAACACUCUCUGUCGACGCCUUCGCAGAGUAGUGUUGGCGGAACUCAUGGAGAAGCUCUCAGUAAAGAUAAAAGAUUACGGCACGGGACCGGACGGACGCCUGUCGCGACUCUACACGGUGUCCAUUCACAUGCGCGAGGGACAUGACGAGAACGACCCUAAUGAAGUGACAUUCAAGGAGUUUGCUCGCACGGUCAAGCUCAAGUUUGCGCCGCAGCUCGUGGGCAGAAUUGGAAGCGAGAUGAAAAAGAACAAGGCGAAGGGCAUCAUCAUCAAGAACGCCACGGGUCCGAUGGAAGGGACGACCGCUCCGCGAGAAGCUCUAGAUGGUGACGAUGACUCAAAGCUUGAUGAAGGGGUCGGCAAGAAGAAGGUCAAGUUUGAAGCGAACGGCGACGUCUCGGAUGAGGAUGAUGACGAAGAGGAUGAGGAAGGAGCGAAAAUGGAGAAGAGAAAGGCGGACGAGGAUGGAAACGAUGCCAGUGACUCAGAUGAUUCCUCUGAUGAAGACUCUGAGUCUGAUGACGACGACGAUUCCGAAGUAUCAUCUGACGACGGUGAGGCCGUCGAUACGAAAACGUCGAAGACGAAACGUGUCGCCGGAGACUUUACCGACGCCGGUGUGCAGCUACCGAGUAGCGAAGUCGUUGAAUCCAUCGUCCUGAACGAAAAGGCACGGACCUUGGAGUUCACCAUCCCCUGCGGCAUCAAUUCGCCGCACGUCCUCGCAUUGGAGGUUGCGCAGGAUCUUGCGGUGAAAAUCGUCAUUCGAGAGACUCCCGGAAUUAAGCAAACAUUCGUGGUGGGUAAACCUGAAGCCGAGGAUCCAAACGGGAUGCAGCCGCUCUCGGUUCAGACAGAUGGUAUUUCCUUCCGAGCCGCAUGGGCCAACUCUGACUUGAUUGACGUCGACAUGAUAAAAUCCAACUCUGUAUGGGACAUCAUGCAAACGUUCGGCGUCGAGGCGGGACGAGCGACACUUGUGAGCGAAGUCCAGGCCGUGUUCUCCGUGUAUGGUAUCGGUGUCGACGCUCGUCACCUCUCACUCAUCGGCGAUUUCAUGACGCAGCAAGGCGAAUACAGGCCGUGUAACAGAAGUGGCAUCGAGAAGAGCAUUUCGCCGUUCUUGAAGAUGUCUUACGAAACGGCGACCGCUUUCCUGACGGAGGCCACUAUAAGAGGCGAAACAGAUGACCUCAGCUCGCCUUCGUCUCGCAUCGUCGUUGGGCGCACCGUCAAUCUGGGUACCGGGUCGUUCUCUCUCAAGCACGACGUGCCUCGCGCCGCAAAGUAUUUGGAGGCAAACAAGAAACGUUAG